Molecule: messenger RNA, 1293 nt
Organism: Closterium sp. Naga37s-1
Lineage: Eukaryota; Viridiplantae; Streptophyta; Zygnematophyceae; Desmidiales; Closteriaceae
Source: the annotation of a GenBank genome assembly
AUCAAGGCUGGCGGAGACGGCAACGGUCUAAAGCUGUACGAUCCGGGUUAUCUGAACACCGCACCUGUGCGGUCGGCCAUCUGCUACAUCGAUGGCGACAAGGGGAUUCUGCGAUAUCGCGGUUACCCGAUUGAGGAGCUCGCAGAGCGAAGCACCCACCUUGAGACGGCCUACCUGCUCAUGUACGGCAGUCUGCCGAACCAGGAGCAGCUGUCGGACUGGGAGGGGACCAUCAUGCAGCACUCCGCGCUCCCUGACGGUGUUCUGGCGGUGAUUGCAGCUUUGCCUCGGGACAGCCACCCUAUGGGCGUGCUCACAGGGGCUCUCUGCGCGCUCUCCUCCUUCCACGCGGAUGCCAACCCUGCUCUCCAGGGCCAAGACCUGUACAAGUCCAAGGCGGUUCGCAACAAGCAGAUCGUGCGAGUUCUCGGCAAGGUGCCCACCAUAGCAGCAGCAGCGUACCUGCACAUGGCGGGACGGCCUCCUGUGGCACCAGCAGGCCACCUGUCAUACGCUGAGAACUUCCUCUACAUGCUCGACUCCAUGGGCGACCGUUCGUACCGCCCGCACCCACGGCUGGCGAGGGCGGUGGACAUUCUCUUCAUUCUGCACGCUGAGCACGAGAUGAACUGCUCCACUGCUGCCGCCCGCCACCUCGCCUCCAGUGGAGUAGAUGUGUACACGGCAUUGGCAGGAGCUACUGGUGCGCUGUACGGCCCGCUGCAUGGUGGGGCCAACGAGGCGGUGCUGAAGAUGCUGAGCGAGAUAGGCAGUGCGGACAAGAUCCCCGAGUUCAUCCAGGGCGUCAAGGACCGCAAGCGCCGCAUGUCGGGGUUUGGGCACCGCGUGUACAAGAACUAUGACCCGAGGGCCAAGGUCAUCCGCGGGCUGGCCGAGGAGGUGUUCUCCAUUGUUGGCCGCGACCCGCUCAUUGAGGUGGCAGUGGCGCUGGAGCAGGCAGCGUUGUCGGACGAGUAUUUCAUCAAGCGCAAGCUUUACCCCAAUGUUGACUUCUACUCCGGCCUCAUCUACCGUGCGCUGGGCUUCCCCACGGAGUUCUUCCCGGUGCUCUUUGCCAUCCCUCGCAUGGUGGGGUACCUGGCGCACUGGAAGGAGUCUCUUGACGAUCCCGACACCCGCAUCAUGCGCCCCCAGGAGUGCUACAUCGGAGAGUGGUUCCGCCACUAUCAGCCAAUUGCGAUGCGCCCUCAGUCAGACGCAGAGGGGUUGGGUCAGAUUGCAGUGUCCAAUGCGACAAGGAGACGACUCGCUGCCAUCUCCUCCAAUAUGUAA